AUGCACUCAGCCGGCUGCGGAUGUAAAGCUGAGCAUGAAUUAGCAUCAAGUUAUGUAUGUUUGCGCGAAUAUCUGAAUAUACCUGGAAUCCGAGUAUUUAACAGCAACGUGAAUCCAAACGACGGUGGAAUUAUCUUCAAAAGGUAUUCGGAACGUCUAAGUUCACCGGAAAUAUCCAGUGACGAGGACGAAAGUGAGCUUUUAUUCACAGUUCCGUUCACUCAACCCUGCGAUAUCGGGAAUCUACUCAUAAUAAACGAAAGCGAGGGACCUCUUGAAGUAAAAUUGUACGUGAACAGACCAGAGAUCGAUUUUAGUGACAUAGAGACCGUGACUCCCACCCAGAAAUUGUCUGUACCGCCAGACAUACACGGAUCUUAUAUACAUUUACUCAGUGUUGCCAAGUUUAAAAACGUUGAGAAUCUAGCGAUAUAUCUGGAGUCCAAGGAUAAGGAAGUAAAAGUGCGCUAUAUUGGCCUUAGAGGUCGUGUUUUGGAUACAAUCAAGGGCGUUGUUGAUGCAAAUUACGAGGUUAUCCCGGUUGGAAAAUUCAGCCAGGUCAUUUCAGAUUUAAAGAACUUAAGGACUAUACAGUAG
This is a messenger RNA of Theileria equi strain WA, 597 nucleotides long. RefSeq lists its product as hypothetical. The record is from RefSeq and is a predicted model, not a curated record. NCBI's taxonomy places the organism in Eukaryota, Apicomplexa, Aconoidasida, Piroplasmida, Theileriidae. The transcript has 2 exons. Bases 1 to 597 code for a protein of 198 amino acids.